Molecule: messenger RNA, 2863 nt
Organism: Rhododendron vialii
Lineage: Eukaryota; Viridiplantae; Streptophyta; Magnoliopsida; Ericales; Ericaceae
Product: E3 ubiquitin-protein ligase RGLG2
Exons: 12
Coding region: 846-2372 (508 amino acids)
Biological process (GO): protein K63-linked ubiquitination
Molecular function (GO): ubiquitin protein ligase activity
Source: RefSeq, a predicted model, not a curated record
CAGGUACUCCCUACUUCUCCUUCCUGGAUAGAUUCAAUCUCAGUAACGCUUCUACUUGUGACGUACUUAUGUGAUGAAAUGAAAUUUGGAAGUUGGUUUUUCUUUGUUUUAUUUCGGCAUUUUGGGAGGAGCUUAUUAGGGUUUGGAAGAAGGGUUCUUUAAAUUUCUGCACUUUUUGAUGAAAAUUGGAACUAGGGUUUUUUAUUUCGACAUUUUUCCUCGGAAAUUGGAAAUGGGUUUUCGAAAAUUGGAAGAAGGGUUUUGAAAAUUGGAAAAGAAGGGUUUUUUUUUUUUGGAUAAGAAGGGUUUUUGAUUUGGGUAUUUGUUUUUGCUAAAUUUGGCGAUUAUUCUAAAUCCAGGGAUAUAAUUGCGGUUAGGAAGAUAGCACGAAAAUUAGUAUUUAAGAAACGUUUUUGACUGGAACUGUCGAGCUUUUUUUUUUUUCCCUCACGUGUCAAGUCAUUGAAUUUUUUCACGUUUCUGUAUAUAUAUGUAUAAACAAGUGUGUGGCGUGUGUGUUGAUAUCUUCUUCAACCAUUUGGCACCGACUUGCUUCUAAGAUUUGGAAGUCUUGGUUGAUAAGGCUUCUUGUAAGUCGGCGAUCUUUUGAAAAGUCUUCUCUGACCGUUUUCUCCAGGGUUUGAAUCUGUUAUAUUUUACGUAUUUAAGGUCUUGAAUCGUAUGCAUUUUUAGUUUUGCCUACAAUCCGAACCGAGGACGGGGUUUUGGAGCCAUAUACAGGCUAAGUUUUUGAAACGUAGAUUUUGAGGUUGCAGAUUGUUUCAGGGCUUGUUUUGGGUAAAUUUGCUGGGAUUAGUGAAGGUGAGAUAGUCGUUGCAAUUCUUAUGUUUUGGGGAGUGAUUUUGGUCCUUUUGGUUGGCUUGGGGUCUGCAAUAUAUUGGAGAGAAUCCAGGAGAGAAGCCAGGUUUGCUGCUGAAAAAUUGAAGUCUGUUCAGAGUAUUGGGUUGAUGGGGGGAAAAUAUUCGAGGGAGGGGCAGUCUGCAGCUUCUCGGGGUACUUCGUCUGCUUGGGAUGAUUACGUAAAUCCUCAACCACCGUAUCCGCAAGAAAGCACAAGUUACGAUCCCCCUCCCCAAACAGCUUAUCCAGCGUAUCCACCACCUCAACAGUAUUAUCCGCCUCCUCAAACCCAUGGGGGUCGGACCCAACAACCGCAUAGGAAGCUAGAUAGGCGGUACUCGAGGAUUGCUGAUAAUUACCGCUCCUUGGAGGAGGUGACCGAGGCUCUUGCGCGUGCUGGCCUUGAGUCUUCUAAUCUCAUUGUUGGUAUUGACUUCACCAAGAGCAAUGAGUGGACAGGUGCAAAAUCAUACAACAGAAGAAGUUUGCAUCAUAUUGGAGAUAGUUUAAAUCCCUAUGAACGAGCCAUAUCUAUUAUUGGCAAAAGUUUAGCAACAUUUGAUGAGGAUAACUUGAUUCCUUGCUAUGGAUUUGGAGAUGCAUCGACACACGACCAAGAAGUUUUUAGUUUUUAUCCAGAUGAGAGAUUUUGUAAUGGCUUUGAGGAAGUGUUGAGCCGCUACAGGGAGAUUGUUCCUCAUCUACGUCUAGCAGGACCGACAUCUUUUGCCCCUGUUAUUGAAAUGGCCAUGACAAUUGUAGAACAGAGUGGUGGGCAAUACCAUGUGUUAGUAAUAAUUGCAGAUGGUCAGGUUACUAGAAGCGUUGAUACUGAGGGCGGUCAGUUGAGUCCACAGGAGAGGAGAACUGUUGAAGCGAUUGUGCAAGCGAGCAAGUUCCCCUUGUCUAUCAUACUGGUUGGGGUUGGGGAUGGCCCGUGGGACAUGAUGAAAGAAUUUGAUGACAAUAUCCCUGCUAGGGCCUUUGAUAAUUUCCAAUUUGUCAAUUUUACAGAAAUUAUGUCAAAGAACGUGUCCCAUUCCCGAAAAGAAACAGAAUUUGCUCUUGCAGCUUUGAUGGAAAUUCCUUCUCAGUACAAGGCAACAAUAGAGCUCAACAUAUUAGGUGGCCGGAAAGGAAAUGCUCCUGAGAGGGUUCCCCUCCCUCCACCCGUGUAUGGUGCUGCUUCUUCUAGCAGUUCAAAACCUUCGCGAGCACCUAGUUUCCCGCAGAGCUCGCCCAGUUUCCAGCGGAGCUCGCCCAGUUUCCCGCCAAGCUCCCCGAGUUUCCCGCCGAGCUCCCCUUACUCUUACGGCCUGGACAGUCCUGUUGGUACAGCUCCACCUGUCACAAGUUCUACUUUUGAUAACCAGGUUUGCCCCAUUUGUCUUACUAAUCCGAAGGACAUGGCUUUUGGUUGUGGACAUCAGACGUGUUGCGACUGUGGACAAGAUCUUCAUGUAUGCCCCAUUUGUCGAUCUCCAAUCCAAACCAGAAUAAAGCUCUACUAAGCAGCUUUCAUGGUUGCCUUUGCAAUUUCUGUUCACGCCCAGAAUCCUCGUACAUGGGUUGAUAAGACGAAACAUUGUGGUUUUUUUUUGAAUCUGUAUUGGAGAAAAGAGGGAGUUGUCAUGUUCUGUUCAUGCAUGCGCUAAAAUUGUUCCUCCUCGGUUAUCUUUAGAAUGUUGGUCCAAGUAUUCGACAACCCGAAAGCUAAAAAGGAACUACGAAUGUUGGUUACAUGGAAAGCCUGAUGCAUUGGGUAGCUCUCUAAUUGUUCAAGUUACAUGAUGAAAUGAUUUGUUUAGGCCAAGAUUUUUUGUUUCUUUUUUUGGGUAGGGAUUCAAAGUAAAUACAGUUUGUGUAAUCUGCUGACGUGUUUGGCUUGGUAGUUGGCCGGAUAUGUGCCCGGUUUGAUCUCAUUUUUGUGUGUGUGUGUGUGUGUGUGUUGAUUUUUUGGUUGUUUCUCUGUUACAAUGGUAAGUACUUAUUUGAUUGAAAA